This is a messenger RNA of Stylophora pistillata, 4493 nucleotides long. Its product is annotated as neuronal acetylcholine receptor subunit alpha-3. Lineage: Eukaryota; Metazoa; Cnidaria; Anthozoa; Scleractinia; Pocilloporidae. The record is from RefSeq and is a predicted model, not a curated record. Gene Ontology annotation, molecular function: transmembrane signaling receptor activity; acetylcholine-gated monoatomic cation-selective channel activity. Gene Ontology annotation, biological process: monoatomic ion transmembrane transport. Gene Ontology annotation, cellular component: postsynaptic membrane.
AAUUAGAACUUUCCCCUCGACUUGAUUUGAAACAAAUGUGCGAAUGAUUGGUUUUAGUUCCGUAAAUUUAUUUACCUGGAAGUCUUGACACAAAAAAAGCAUUUCAUUUUAAUAUUUUUCUCAUUUAGUGUGGUUUUUAGUAAGAGUUAUGCGGCGAAGAAAAUCAUGUAGGUGAUGAUCAUGAAACUGUGCAACAUGGCUGAGAAGUUAUUCAAAUAACACUUAAAACGAGAAGAGGGAAAUCCACAGGCGUAGGAAAGACUUCAUCCCGCGAUACGCUCAAGAAAAUUGUUUAAGUUUCAGAACCUAGCAGAACCUAGCAGAACCUAGCAGAACCUAGCAGAACCUAGCAGAACCUAGCAGAACCUAGCAGAACCUAGUAGAACCUAGCAGAACCUAGCAGGCUAAAGAGCGUACAGGGUUCUUCUCAGCCAUCUUUUUGACAAGUAACGAUCUGCUCUAAAGGUUGGAAGUACAAAUCUAUCGUCUAUCUGAUCUCUUUUGAAAAGAAAACAAGUAUUAUUGAUAAAGUCGAAGGAAAUUUGUCCCCAGAGAAGAUGGCCUCAUUGACGACUGACCUAAAGAAUGAAGAAUAGAAGCACUUCUUCCAGUAUAUAUUACUAAGCCAGCGGUGAGUUUGGAUCCUCCAGUUUAAUAGUUACAGCUCGCUACAUGACACCACAAUGACUCGAUGAUUAUUAAUGGUUUUUCACAAUAAUUUCAGUACACCGAUAUAUCAUGACACGAUAUGUAGGAAAGACAAUUAAAAUGAAGAAUGAAAGUUGCUAUCGCUGCUUCAUGUUUUCUUCCUUUUCAUUUUUUCAUGCAUUCAUCUAUAUAUUUAUUCCACCACUCGUUUCGUUUCGUUUCGUUUGUUCGUUCAUUUAUUGGCGCCAGUUUGUUAAUUCCUUGAAUCAUUGUUUGUUUCUCAUUCCUUAUGUCUAGAAUCUUGCCUUACAUUCUGUGAGUAGCUAUGCUUCAGUUUUAGAAUUAUCAUGUACAUGCACAUAAUAACUUUUCCAACAUCCCUAGAGGAAUCAAUCAUAAAUGAGUUUUAGUGGUGCUUGAAAGAAAAAAGAUAUUACAUUUAUCGUGAAACUUAACUGUCGAGGUCGUUUCAAAGUUGAGAGCCCAUGAGUGUUAUCGCUGAGAGAUUUUUGCUUUUGGCGUACUUAGCUAAGUGGUGAGCUAGGGAUCUUCCAGCUGGGUACACCUUUCCUGCUGUAAGGACGUUUUACUAGAAAUUUAAAUAUUUACAAGGAAACUUGAUAUGGAAUUUUACGUUCUCCUCCUUUUAAUAAUGAAAUCAUCCAAUCACGUCAAGGAGGUAUAACUAGGCCGUAAAUGUCCUCUACUGCCUCGCAGCUGUGUUUUCCAUCGUGUUACGAUCCUAUUUUCGAGUGAAAAACGAGAUAAAAACUGUACUUACUCAUAGGCUUCGGUUUCACAUCUGGACGCGUUUUCGAUCCCUAUUGUUCGCGGUAAUCGUCUCACAGGUUUCGCCGAGCCCUUUGCUACAAACCUUGCUCACCGGAAAAAAAAAAAAUUCUAAGGGAAAUUGCUUGAAGGUCCUUGAACCAGCUUAGUACAGGAAAACUGCUGGGUGCUGACUCAUUCUUUGGCGGGAAAACCAUACCAUUUCCACCUAGCCCUACUACAAACACUACGAGGAAAAGGAAGAGGCACUUUGGGGACGCAAACGAACAAAAUACAGCAAAACCGCUUUGGUUUACUUACUAGGUAACAUUGCUCAUUGUUUUAUUAGAAAAUUGCCAACCACCUUAGAUUUUAAGAAUGAACGUGCUUUACUAAUAACACGAUCAUCAUUAGUCAACUGAUUGUUUUACAACACCAGUGACGCAAACUGUUAGGUAAAGCUGUCGUAAAUCGAUCGCGUUGGAAAGUUUUUGUGUAUUUUGCAAAAUCAGGCGCCCAUUAGCCGGGUAAUGGGCCCUCGGCAAAAGCUUGUGCUGAGCAUGUUUCGCACCCUGGAAAGAGUAACGUUAUAAUUCGAUUGUGUACCCGUUUAAAAUAUAAAUUUUCAAUACACUUCUCUGCCAAUAUUAAAGACAGCUGAGUAAGCUUACGUGUAAUACAGCGCACGUACUACACGAAAAAUGCGUAAAAUUGGCUCCUACGGUAAAAGUAACGCCUGCUAAUCUUUACAUUUCGAUUGAUAUUUCACUAACAAUAUCACCUGCUCCAUGAUCACAUGACCACACAUGUUUUGGGAAAACCACUUGUAUUUCAUUUAUAUUUGAAGCUUGUUACGUACUUAGGUUUCCAAGCACGAUUUAAACUUACUGUUUCCCGUUUCAUAAACAAACUUUGUCGCUAGAGUAGCACUGCUUUUGAAAUAAAGCUCGUUACGCCGGCUGGUCAAAACACGGAAAAAAAUUUACUAAAUACAUCCCUUCAAAGGCGGUAGUAUGCUAAACCACUUUUCAAAUUAUGCGGAGAAAUUGUUUUUUUCCGCCUACGUCGGUCUUCCUGUAAAGAGCGUGUUGGAAGCUCAAGUCGGGAAGUAAGCGUGGUUAACAGUGGAACAAUCGUUUGCAAAAAACCUACGACACAAAGAUAGUCGCGAAUAAGAUCGUCGAAUACUGGGCCGAACCUUACACAAACAAUGUUACGUGUUCUAAUGCUCCAAAUUGGGGUAUCCUUGUUGACUUGCCAAACAUCAAAAGCGGAAAGGAAUUUUUCUAGCAACCCUCAACAGCGGUUGUUGGAAGAUUUACUAGCGGGUUAUGACAGAGAUGGACACCCUGGUGGCGGACAACGAGUCAAGGUGGAAGUAGGCGCAAAAGUUGUGCGGAUUGUCAACAUUGACGAGAAGAACAAUGCUCUGCAGGCACAGUGGUGGAUGAUACAGGAUUGGAACAAUCCUGACCUCAGAUGGAACCCAGAGGACUAUGAUGGAUUAAAAACUGUUUAUGUGGUUCCCAAUAAGGUGUGGGUACCAGAUGUCUUGUUGUAUAACAAUUUACUUUUCAGCGCUGACAAAGAGAUGGAUGCCGCUGGUGCACUGGAAAAGUACAAAACCAAAAUUUCCCUGUCUUAUGAUGGAAACAACUCAUGGAUGGCGCCUGCCAUGUUCCAGAGUAUUUGCAAAAUCGAUAUCAAGUAUUUUCCCUUCGAUGAGCAAAAUUGUCACAUGAAAUUUGCUUCCUGGGCUUAUGACGUCUCAAAGCUUGAUGUUUACGUCAAUCCUAAGGAGACAGGUUUACAGAAAGAGAUUUACCAGCCUUCCAACGAGUGGCACCUUGUUAGUGUCCAUGCAGUGCGGAAUGAGGUGAAGUACACGUGCUGUCCUCAUCCUUAUUCUGAAGUGUUACUGACACUAAAUCUACAACGUCACUCAAGAUAUUACGUCAUCAACCUAGUGUUCCCUUGUGCGCUGAUUGCCUGUAUGGUGUUUCUAACGUUCGUGUUGCCGCCUGAAUGUGGUGAGAGGAUUUCACUUUGUAUCACUGUUCUCAUGGCCAUGACAAUCUUCCAGGAACUUACAUCGGAGAAACUACCACCCAGCUCAGAUACCUUCUUUUUGAUUGGCACCUACUACACCGUCGCUAUCUUCGAAAUCGGUUUAGCGAUAGCAGCCACCUGUCUAGUUCUUAACUUCUACUAUAGCAAAACAAAGAUGCCUGGCUGGUUAAAGACGAUUCUUCUCAAAACUUUGGCGCCUCUUGUCAGAGUAAAGGUCAAAAGAAGACGGCUCUCAGUCAAAGAGAGCCGGCGGUCAACAGACGGCGGGCAUGCGCUUGAUACUAUUCACAACCCAACGUUUGAAGCUUUUAACCACUCGGACAAUGGCCUGGGUCUGACCUGGGUUGGAGACGUAUUUGAGCAAAAUUCUGCUGUGUCUGUAAUGUCUGUGAACUUGAGAAAAGACAGUGUCGCCGACGAUGAAGUGGAUUCCAAACAGAACAUCAACAACUGUGGGAAAAACUGCAAUGGUAUUGCUGGUAAAGGCAACCAUUCGAUCAAACUUAAAGAGAAACUUGUUCAAGAUAAAGGAAGCACGCACGAAAUAAAGGAACCGUCUUUGCAUCAAAUGAUUGAAUGGCAGGAUGAAUGGAGAGCGGCAUCGCAAGUGUUGGACAGACUCAUCAUUAUUUUCUCUGUGAUUAUCGGCUGUGUUUCUGCUGCUGUUAUAUUCUUACAAGCUCCAAGAGUGCGACAAAUGUUGUCUUUUUCAUAAAAAAAAGGCGCCAAUAAGAAGGGUGUGAAAACAACUCCAGCAUAUAUGACAAUGCAUAUUUUCCUAACCUUUCGGUUUUAUAAUAGCGAGCUUAAGAUCCGACGACGGCAAACAUUUGGGACGGUAAGCGGAAGUGAAGUUACCGCCAGAAUUAUUUCCGUUUGCCGUCGUUGUGAGGUUUCCCGCCGUAGCGGCCUUGUCUGUGACGUGAAGAAAGCCAUUUUGCCGUCGCGGCUAAAACGUGAGUAAACCUUAACAAAAUAACGCCAUUUUAACUUACUUUGGGCGAAAA